CGAAGUGCGACAGGCGUGUCUAGCGCUUGAAAUUCACUUUGCCUGGAGUUCCGAUUAACUUUGUCAAAGUUCCCUGCAGUCCUGGUUCGCUUUGCAGGCGCGUACACCCUCUGCAGUCACUCAGCUAGUCUUUAUCAUGUAUGACAGCCAUGCUCCGCAGCUUUUCCUGUCUAUAUUCCUCUUCUGUUUCGGAGUGAAGGCGAUGACUGAUCACUCCUGUUAUGACACGGACUUAGUGGACAUGGUGGUCCCGGUGGAGCUCUCUGGAGAGGAAGCUCACCUGUUACAUGACUCAUCCAGGCGCAGCGCGCGUCGACGCGGCCAGCGCUCUGUCGAUUCCCGGGGUGGACUAAACUCUGUGGAGGACAGCUUAUUUUUCUCUUUACCUGCUUUUGGAAAAGACCUGUACUUACGCCUGAAAAGGGAUGCUUCUUUUCUGUCUGAGGGGUUUGUGGUCGAGGAGAGGGGAGGCGAAAGAGACCCCCCUAAAUGGUCGCACCUGGCCAGAGACCAGCUCUGCUUUUACUCGGGAUGGAUUGUCAACCACACCGACUCUUUUGCCUCCCUCAACACCUGCGGCGGUCUGACUGGACUGGUCUAUACAGGAGAGGACAGUCUCUUCAUCCAGCCGGCCAGCAGUUCUUCCAGCUCCUUCUCCGGGCUGCAGCACAGGGUGGUCCGACACCGACGCUCAGCCAAGACCAGCCCUCCUUCUGUCCCUCCCCCUGGAUCCACAGCUGCAGACAAGCAGCCCAAGGACUGCGGCACCAUUACAGGUGAGUGACAGAAAUGUUGAAUGGUGGAUAGUGGAUAUUGGAUACCAUUGGACCGCCACUGCCACUUUCGAUUGAUUUGGUGGAUUUUGGAAGGGAAAGGAAAGGGAUUGGAGUGAGAGAGUGGAUCCUCCAUGUCUGUGAAGUGUGGCUGUACUUUGUCAUUGUUUUAGUAACGAUCAAUCAAUAGUCGAAGUGACAACUGCAUGUACAUUAGAUAACAGUAAUGUUAUGGUUGUGGUCUAAUUGAUUUUCAAAAGCUUCAUUACCAUACAUGGAAGUUUAUUAGGCCCCUUUGUAACUUCUAUGCAUAACUUAUUCUAGUCAGUAGGGUUCAAAUGUAAUCAGAAGCUUUGAAGGAAGGAGAGAAGUAGUCCAUUAGAAGCUUUGAAGGAAGGAGAGAAGUAGUCCAUCAGAAGCUUUGAAGGAAGGAGAGAAGUAGUCCAUCAGAAGCUUUGAAGGAAGGAGAGAAGUAGUCCAUCAGAAGCUGUAAAGGAAGGAGAGAAGUAGUCCAUCAGAAGCUUUGAAGGAAGGAGAGAAGUAGUCCAUCAGAAGCUUUGAAGGAAGGAGAGAAGUAGUCCGUCAGAAGCUU
Molecule: messenger RNA, 1365 nt
Organism: Salmo salar (Atlantic salmon)
Lineage: Eukaryota; Metazoa; Chordata; Actinopteri; Salmoniformes; Salmonidae
Source: RefSeq, a predicted model, not a curated record